AGUCACCGAUGAAACAAAUCUCAUCAAACAAAUAAAUAUGAAUUUGCACACUGAACAUUUGAAUGUUGCUAGAUUCAUAUUUUACAUAUGAUGUAAUAUCUGGAAUUAUAUCCAGGCCCCAAUGGGGGAAUGAGCACUGUCUAUCAGAUAAAGUGCUGAACUUGCGAUGGAAAAGAGUGGGCUCAAAGCUUUGUUCAGCUGCAUUCCGUCUGAGUGACCUCAGGCCAUCCUCUUUCUCAGCUUCACUAGCUUCUCAGAGUCCUUAUGAGGAUAAAAUGUAUGAAAAUGCCAUGAUGACUAGCUGGAGCAACUUGGAUAUCACAUAGAAAUAUAGUAAUGAGACAGAUCAAGUUCUUUCUAAGCUCAAACCUUAUUACCCAAGACCCAAAUUCUGCCUGAUGACAUUUCCUGACAUUAGGUUUCAAAAUGAUGCACCUAUGGCUCAGUCGUGGAGUACAUGCUUCACAUACAGAAGGUUCAAGGUUUAAUUCUGGCCAUCUUCAGGUUGGGUAAGGAAAGAAACUUCCUUGAUAUCCUGGAGAGCCACUGCUGCUUAGCAGAGGAAUUACUGAGCUGCACAGAGCAAUGGUAUGACUUAGUUAUAAGGCACCCUCCUGUGUUUCUAAACAUUUCAGAAUUAGGAAAACAGGGUAUGAGAUUAGAACUGAUUUUCUUUCAAUGCUGAUCAAAUAUUUAUUAUUGCUUUGGAGAGGACAAAAGAUUAUGCAACAUACUGAUCCACAAUUCAGGGGACCUGCCAGUCUGAGCUUGAAGAAGCAAUUUCCUUUAGGAUUCAGUUUGAGUAGUGGGAUAUAAAGCAAGACCGAUCCAGUAAUGUGAAUGCAAAUGAUAUAAAACUAUGAACAGGAUGCUGAUGACAACCCAUUUUAAUUUAACUUUUGCAAUCUGUUUUAACUUUUAUCAUCUGUUUUUCCUGUAAUUAAAUGAAGUUCCAAAAUAUACUCUAGGGAUAACCAAAAGAGCAUGGUCAAAGGUAUGCAGGAACUUACUGCUCCUUUCUUUUACAGUGUGCCUAAUUUAAAAAUGAGUUAUCCUCACACCGAGGGGGAAGAAAAAAUACUGAACGAUGAGCUAGAAUGCAAAAUCUGUUACCAGAGGUUUAAUGUUCACAGUCGCAAACCGAAAAUCCUGGACUGCCUACAUAGGGUCUGUGCUAAAUGCCUGAUGAAAAUCCUUCACGUCGGAGAUGGUUCUCCUUGCAUUAGCUGUCCUUUCUGCCGUCAUGAGACAGAACUGCAGGAAGAGGAAGUGGAAGGACUCCCUGAUGAUACAAACAUCAUGUCCAAACUCACAACAAAAGACAAAAUAGCAUGGAGUUCGGACAGCAAAGAAGUUGUCUUGACACCAAAGAACUUGGCUUCUUCAAGUCCAUCCCAUGGGUCAUCAAACUGCUUGGUGAUAACAAUCAUGGAAGUACAAAGAGAAUCCACAAGCCAAAACACUCUCUCAGAUUAUUACCCAGAUCAUAGUUUUGACUCAGUGUCCGUAAAUUCUCACAGCCAACUGGACCAGGAUGUUUUCUCUAAGCUCUGUAAUCAUGUCCCCAGAAUACUUGUUUGGCUACUUGGAUUUUUCUAUUUUGGCUCUUUGCCACUUGGAAUCUAUUUAUUGGUGAUUCAGAAAGUGACCCUUGGAAUUGUCUGUGUCAGUCUUGUUCCAUCCAGUCUAACAGUGUGUCUUGUGUAUGGUUUCUGUCAAUGCCUCUGUCAGGGAAUGUGUGACUGCUCCGCUAGAAACUGA
Varanus komodoensis (Komodo dragon) is the source of this 1761-nucleotide messenger RNA. RefSeq names its product E3 ubiquitin-protein ligase RNF182-like. The record is from RefSeq and is a predicted model, not a curated record. Lineage: Eukaryota; Metazoa; Chordata; Lepidosauria; Squamata; Varanidae. Bases 985 to 1761 code for a protein of 258 amino acids. The transcript has a single exon.